Molecule: messenger RNA, 1927 nt
Organism: Carassius auratus (goldfish)
Lineage: Eukaryota; Metazoa; Chordata; Actinopteri; Cypriniformes; Cyprinidae
Product: 60S ribosomal protein L7-like 1
Exons: 6
Coding region: 303-1055 (250 amino acids)
Biological process (GO): maturation of LSU-rRNA from tricistronic rRNA transcript (SSU-rRNA, 5.8S rRNA, LSU-rRNA)
Cellular component (GO): cytosolic large ribosomal subunit
Molecular function (GO): RNA binding; structural constituent of ribosome
Source: RefSeq, a predicted model, not a curated record
GAGUCUGCGCGUCAGAAACGGAAGUGCGAAAAAAUGCUAAAAAUGGGCUUCACUUGUCUCAAUUGAGUUCCAAUGGGGUCGCUGUGUCCAUUUCUUUUACUGUCUAUGGUGUUUUGUCAGAACACCUCCAUGUUGAAUGAACGCGUAAACGCAUCUUUACAUUGACUUAACAUUGAAAUCAUUUGUGCAAGAUGCUCUAUUCGCGUUUGGUGUGAACGCAGCAUUUGAGUAUGAAAGUUAAGGUGGAGAUUUAGAAGUAUUUCAAGUGUGAAAUUAUCAACAGCAAAAUGUAUUGACUAAAAAUGAAGACAAGACAACAAACAAAAACCGAGAAAGUAAUCAAGCUUGUCCCCCAGAAUCUUCUCAAGAAACGCAAGGUGUCCCAGGCUAUCAAAGCUACUCAAGCCAAACUUGCAUUAAAGCAGAAGAGAAAAGUCCAAAAAGGAAUUCCCUUGAAGUUUAAGCGCCUGGAGGACAUUUUAAAAAACAGCAAGAGGAGGAAUCAAGACGAAACAAGACUCGCCAGACUCAAACAGAGACCUCUGCGAGCCAUGCCCCCAGCAAAGAACAGCCUGGUGUUUGCUGUCCGCAUCAGAGAGGUCAAAGGUGUGAGCCCCAAAGUGAUGAAGGCCAUUCAGAUGCUGCGGCUGAGGAAGAUCUUUAGUGGCACCUUUGUGAAAGUCAGCAAGGCUUCUAUAAAAAUGCUUAAGACAGUGGAACCUUAUGUUGCUUGGGGGUAUCCCAACUUGAAAUCAGUCCGUGACCUCAUAUUGAAACGAGGUCUGGUGAGGAUUGACAAGAGAAGGAUUCCUCUAACUGACAAUACACUCAUAGAGCAGCAUCUCGGACAAUAUGGGAUCAUAUGUUUGGAGGACCUUAUUCAUGAGAUCUCUUCUGCUGGAAAGAACUUCAAGGUGGUAAACAACUUCCUGUGUCCGUUCAAUUUGUCAAUUCCACGACAUGCUGCUAAAGACAAAGUUGGACUGCUGAAAGAUGUUGGUGAUCCUGGACCCAGAGCUGAAGACAUAAACACAAUCAUCAGGAAACUCAACUGAGCUAACAGACUUUCAUGGAUACCCAGGGCCGUUGCUAAUGGGGUGAAAGGUGGUGACGAUUAUAGGGGCCCAUGGCGAUCUCAACCUUCUGAAAAAUUCUUUAGAACAUCUGAACGCAGUAGCAAUGGGUGAAACUAGUGCUGGGCGGUAAACCAGUGUAUAUAUUCGUUACCAUAAUAUCGCGCGACACUGUUUCAGACGGACCCUUUAUGCUGUGUAUACACCAAACCCGAAUAGAGCGUCUGGCGUGAAUGAUUUCAAUGUUAAGUCAUUGCAAAACCAUGUUUACGCGCGUCUGGAGGUCUUUAGCCUCACUCAUUCAACAUGGAGGAACGACUGAUGUUGUCAGUGAGCAGUCAACCUGAGCUUUAUGACACAAGUAUCACACACAAGUUCAUAUUUCAGGAAUAAAAAGGACCUCGCUUGGAAGUGUGUGUUGUAAUACACAUUUAACUUUUGAGUCACGUACACGUUUAUUGACCCGCGGCCUUCCCGCUGUUUUUUUAAAAACUAUUUUCCCCCUAAUAUAGCCUACAGCUACUUUUCGCUAACAAGUUAAUGCGUUUAUUCAGAGGACGUAUGCAGGAAAAAGUAGAAAAAAAGACCCGAGUGCUCGAUCAACAUCAGCCAUCUUGCAAACAAAUAACCGCUAGCACUUGCCCCUCCCACAAGAAGCAGAUUUUGCCUCAGACACGCGUCAAUUUCGCUUCAAACUUUUGCUUUCUAUGCGCGUCUAUUUCGCUCAUAAGCUAUUACUUAUAAGCUAUUACUAAAUAUUGUAGAAACAUAAUUUUCUGUAAAGUUGCUUUGUAACGAUUUGUAUUGUAAAAAGCGCUAUACAAAUAAACUUUAAUUGAAUUGAAUGACUGAGG